Zootermopsis nevadensis is the source of this 916-nucleotide messenger RNA. It is a transcript of the gene RpL10, whose product is annotated as ribosomal protein L10. Gene Ontology annotation, biological process: translation. The record is from RefSeq and is a predicted model, not a curated record. Gene Ontology annotation, molecular function: structural constituent of ribosome. Gene Ontology annotation, cellular component: ribosome. Lineage: Eukaryota; Metazoa; Arthropoda; Insecta; Blattodea; Termopsidae.
GUGUGUGUUGGAGGUGAGAAGCCAGGUCUUGUAAUUGUUCUUAAUCUAAAUCGAAUUUCAUCUGCUGUUUAGUUUAUCAUUUAUAAGUAGUUUGUACUUACAACUGUACAGGAUAAUCUGUGGAAUUAUAAGGUGUGAUUUAUUUUGUAGUAAUUGUUGUUUUGCAGGUGACAAUGGGGCGAAGACCUGCAAGAUGUUACCGAUAUUGUAAGAACAAGCCAUACCCUAAAUCUCGAUUUUGUCGUGGUGUGCCAGACCCAAAGAUACGUAUUUUCGACUUGGGAAGAAAGAAGGCACGGGUUGAAGACUUUCCUUUGUGUGUUCAUCUUGUGUCUGAUGAGUAUGAACAGCUGUCCUCUGAAGCACUUGAAGCAGGCAGAAUCUGCGCUAAUAAGUACAUGGUGAAGAACUGUGGCAAGGAUCAAUUUCAUAUUCGAAUGAGACUUCAUCCCUUCCAUGUCAUCCGAAUCAAUAAGAUGUUGUCCUGUGCUGGAGCUGAUAGGCUCCAGACUGGGAUGCGCGGUGCUUUUGGAAAGCCACAGGGAACAGUGGCCCGUGUACGUAUCGGACAACCCAUCAUGAGCGUACGAACUAGCGACAGACAUAGAGCAGCAGUUGUCGAAGCUCUGAGACGAGCCAAGUUUAAGUUUCCUGGUCGCCAGAAGAUUUACGUAUCAAAGAAAUGGGGCUUCACUAAAUAUGAACGUGACGUGUAUGAAAAGUUGCGUGACGAGGGUCGUCUGGCUGGAGACGGUUGCAAUGUGAAGUAUCGACCAGAGCACGGGCCACUAGAUUCGUGGAAGAAGGUGCAAGUGGAACUGGCACAGGUGGCUUGAGUUUUGUGUUCUUUUCCUUGAUGUUAUUUCCGAUUUCUGUACUACCUGGUAUUGCUAAUAAAGGUUUGCAGACUGUGUUA